UUAAGACAAGAACCCUACAACCACCCAUGUAACCAAAUUAGCUGCUUAAAGGAAAGCCCCCUUUCAACAAAUCCCUCAUAAUUAUUCCCCCUUUAUAUUCUCUCCCCAUAUAUUAAUUCCUAUUCCUAUUUCUCCCCUUCUAUAUACUCUUAGCUCCCAUGCAGAAUCCAUCCCCAUCUCUGCCGUCAAACACCAUGAAAUCCGGCGGCCGGAAAACCAACAACCUCCCGAUCGCCGCGGCGGCGCUCUCCGUUUUCCUCGUCGGCUGCUUCAUGUACAGUGACGACUUCAAGUCCGCCGCCGAGUUCCCGUUCUCGGAAGACCGGGAAAGCCCGGUCAGAGAAAACAGGGCACUGGUUAUAUCCUCCGUGGGAAACCCGGAAACAGAGCCGCCAUUAUUGACGGAGGGCGGGGAGGAAGGUGAAGGCGGCGCCGCCGUUGAAUUGCCGGAGGAAGAUUGCGACCUCUUCACGGGGGAAUGGGUUUACGACGAGGAUGGGUCCCACCCGAUUUAUAGGGAGGCGGAGUGUGAGUUUCUUACGGCGCAGGUGACUUGCCUGAGAAAUGGGAGAAAGGACUCUUCUUACCAGAAAUGGAGGUGGCAACCCAGAGACUGUUCUCUACCCAAGUUCAAGCCAAAGUUGUUGCUUGAGAAGUUGAGGAAUAAAAGGAUGAUGUUUGUUGGGGAUUCUUUGAACAGAAAUCAAUGGGAAUCAAUGGUUUGUUUGGUUCAAUCCAUUGUUCCUCCCGAGAGGAAAAGCCUGAACAAGACCGGUUCUUUAUCGGUUUUCAGAAUCGAGGACUAUAAUGCAACAGUUGAAUUCUAUUGGGCACCGUUUUUGGUCGAUUCUAAUUCGGAUGAUCCAAACAUGCAUAGCAUCCUGAACCGGAUCAUCAUGCCCGAAUCCAUCAAGAAGAAGGGUCAAAAUUGGAAAGAUGUUGACUUUCUCAUAUUCAACACUUACAUUUGGUGGAUGAACACUUUUGACAUGAAAGUACUCCGUGGAUCAUUCGAUGAUGGGUCAACCGAGUACGAUGAGGUGCCAAGGCCCAAUGCUUAUACGAAGGUGUUGUCAACCUGGGCCCAAUGGGCCGAAGAAAAUGUGGAUCCAAACCGGACCCAAGUGUUCUUCAUGAGCAUGUCUCCUCUUCAUAUCAAGAGCUUGGAUUGGGGCAAUCCUGAAGGUAUAAAAUGUGCAAGUGAAACAAGACCAAUUCUAAACACAACCAUGCAUUUGGACGUUGGAACCGACAAAAGAUUACUUAUGAUAGCAUCAAACAUAACUCAAAACAUGAAAUUGCCCGUUCAUUUUCUCAACAUUACUGUUCUCUCCGAAUACAGAAAAGACGCGCAUACGUCGAUCCACACCAUCAGACAAGGAAAAAUGUUGACUCCAGAUCAGCAGGCGGACCCCGCCACGUAUGCAGAUUGCAUACAUUGGUGCUUACCUGGACUUCCCGACACGUGGAACGAGUUUUUGUACACAUAUAUAAUGUCUCGCUCUUGACACGUGGGGGUUUGUUGUCUCCCUCUCUGCGACCUUAUUCAUGAACAAUUAAUUUUUGUUUUGAUCCAAGUGUAAAAAAAAUGAUUGUUUGAUUGAAAGAAAAAGAACAAUUUAUAAGAAGAAUUUUACUCCGUAUUUCUUUGGGUCGUGAAGAAAUAUUCUAGUUCAAUAUAGCUUGAAUUGGGUA
Cuscuta campestris is the source of this 1695-nucleotide messenger RNA. The record is from the annotation of a GenBank genome assembly. NCBI's taxonomy places the organism in Eukaryota, Viridiplantae, Streptophyta, Magnoliopsida, Solanales, Convolvulaceae.